CACCUGCGAACUUCCUUUUCGCUGUUGCUGUUGCCAGUCUUCUGCUGGCUGAGAUCGCUGGUUCUUCGUGCGGCUUGAAGGUCAAAAACAAAUGGAAACAAAAUGGCACAAGGAGGAAAUAAGGAGGCAAAUAGAGAUGUCUUUCCAUCUCUUUCCUCCUUACCGGUAGCUGAAGAAGCUGGUCACAUCAUUGAUUAUAACUAUGGGAAAAGGUUUGAUACAAGAAUUGUUGAGACCGGGGAGGUGAACAUAAUCGAUGAAUCACAAGAUGACAGUUCCGACUCUUCUAGCCUGUACAAAGAGCAAUUCCUGAAGGGUAACACGGCCCUAAAGAAGAACAGCCUAGAUGAAGCUGAGGAGCAUUUUGCUGCAGCUCUGAGGACAGUCCAUGUUAAAGGUUUGAUCCAACGGCAGAGCAAUACCAGAAAGAGACAGCGCCUCUGUUUAAGUUAGGUGAAGUUUACUUGAAGCGAGGUUUGCUUUCAAAAG
Molecule: messenger RNA, 489 nt
Organism: Branchiostoma belcheri (Belcher's lancelet)
Lineage: Eukaryota; Metazoa; Chordata; Leptocardii; Amphioxiformes; Branchiostomatidae
Exons: 5
Coding region: 103-453 (116 amino acids)
Source: RefSeq, a predicted model, not a curated record